AUGGUAGGACAACCGCUCGACACGGUCAAGGUACGCUCGCAGAUCGCAUCACCGGGCACCUACCGUGGACCCAUGGACGUCCUGACCCGAACCGUCUCUGCUGAAGGCAUCCUCGCACUGUACAAAGGCAUGGCAUCGCCUCUCAUCGGAAUCGCAGCACAAAACGCACUCCUCUUUACAGCGUUCCAAUCGGCAAAACGUCUCAUCUCUCCUUCAACACAGGCCCUCUCGAUACCGCAGAUCGCCGCUGCAGGUGCAAUCGCAGGUGGAGUCAAUUCAAUCCUCAGCUCUCCAGUCGAGCUGUUCAAGAUCAGAAUGCAGGCACAGAUCACCUCUCGAAACUCCAACAGUGAAGUUGCAAAGUCGAAGAAACUUUCGGCGGUUGCGAAGGAGGUCUACUCGACAUACGGUGUCAAGAAUGGUGUUAUGAGAGGGUUUUGGGUAACAGUCAUGCGCGAAGUCCCCGCGUACGCCGGAUUCUACACCGGAUUCGAACUGGCCAAAGGUGGAUUCCGAACAUACCUCCCCAGCGAAACAACGCGGAAUGGACUACCCGUGUGGGCGUUGAUGCUAAGCGGAAGUUGCGGUGGAAUCUUGAAUUGGCUAGCGUGCUACCCCUUGGACGUGAUCAAAUCCCGGAUCCAGCUGAGCGACCAUCCCCUUCCCAGAGGUUUGGGAGGUCCACUGGUGCUCAAGUACGUAUCGGAGGAGGCCAGCAAGAUCUACCGAACAGAAGGUGCAAGAGCCUUCUUGGUAGGGUUGAGUCCGACAUUGUUGCGUGCUAUCCCUGCCGCUGCCGCUACUUUUACUACGUUUGAACUCGUCAAGGCCGCGUUGGACGAGUCAUGA
Pseudozyma hubeiensis SY62 is the source of this 849-nucleotide messenger RNA. RefSeq lists its product as hypothetical. The record is from RefSeq and is a predicted model, not a curated record. The coding region runs from base 1 to 849 and encodes 282 amino acids. Gene Ontology annotation, biological process: mitochondrial L-ornithine transmembrane transport. Gene Ontology annotation, molecular function: L-ornithine transmembrane transporter activity. Lineage: Eukaryota; Fungi; Basidiomycota; Ustilaginomycetes; Ustilaginales; Ustilaginaceae. The transcript has a single exon.